Molecule: messenger RNA, 1405 nt
Organism: Sipha flava (yellow sugarcane aphid)
Lineage: Eukaryota; Metazoa; Arthropoda; Insecta; Hemiptera; Aphididae
Product: 26S proteasome non-ATPase regulatory subunit 8-like
Exons: 10
Coding region: 413-1390 (325 amino acids)
Biological process (GO): proteasome-mediated ubiquitin-dependent protein catabolic process
Cellular component (GO): proteasome regulatory particle, lid subcomplex; cytosol; proteasome regulatory particle
Source: RefSeq, a predicted model, not a curated record
AUUAUCCAUAGUUAGGAGUUAUUAUCAAAAAGUGUUUUUAUUCACCCAUCAGUUUCUAUUCACCUGGUUUUACAAACCGGUUAUUAUGGGUUCGGUUCUAGCCGCUGUCAAGGACAAACCUAAAGUGGAAACUACGUAAACAAUGGAAAAAGUAAUUCACAAGAAAUAAGUUUACACUCAUUUUUAAACUUUUUUAUGGCAUGGCUGAGAUUUAAAAACUGGUUUAACGUUCAUACUAUGGCUUACAAAUGUAAAUUAAUAAUGAAAACUUCUUCUAUUUCAUUCAAAAUUUAAAAUUAAUUUCACCUACCGAUGUAUUAUCACCAUAUUACAGUGCAAUAUUGGAGUGGUCGUAUUGCGCGCACUGUCAGUUAUCGAUGUUGUGUCACAAUCAUAUGCUCUUGCUCUGCGGAUGCUGAGGUUCUUCUUUGAGCCGAAUCCCCGUUCCCAUCAAUUUGAAAUUGUCAACGUCGGACCACGAACAGUAAAAACUGCGCCUACAGUCGUCAAACUAGUCUGUUGCGAGAAUUUUGAUAACGUUGUGUGCAGUAGACCAAUCGCGCGAAGUUCACGUACGAAUAACAUUAUGUCUUCCUUUUACGAGAUAACAAACCUGUUCUGGACUUUGAAAAUGGAGUGGAACAAGACACAACCCGAUUUCAAGAAGUGUAACGACAUGUUGAUGGAUAUCAAGAUUGGGAUGAUUAAUCAUAAAUUUUUACCGGUAAAUGUGGAAGAACCAGAUCUAAGAGAGUAUUUUUUUACAAGAGAUAUUUUAGAAAUUGGUGUUCAAUGUAGCGUUGGCAUGCAUGAUAUUUCAUCUUUUGAACGAUACAUGGCUCAACUCAAGCCAUAUUAUUUGGACUACAAGGACAAAAUAUUACCAAAGUCUCUCAAUGAAUAUCAUUUGUUUGGUCUAAAUUUAUUGUUUUUACUCUCGCAAAACCGAAUAGCCGACUUUCAUACUGAAUUAGAGCUACUCCCAUUUAAUAUAAUUCAAACUAACCCAUAUAUUAUUCAUUCGGUUGCUUUAGAACAGUAUUUGAUGGAAGGCAAUUACAAUAAGAUAUUUGAAUCAAAGAAUAAUGUACCAUCCCAUACUUACAAUUAUUUUAUGAGCAUUUUGUUUAACACAGUCCGUGAUGAAAUUGCUAAAUGCUUACAAGUAGCAUACAAAAAAGUGUCCAUUGUUUCUGCUAUGGAAAAACUAAAUUUUAACGACAUUAACGAAAUGAAAGAAUUUGCUAUUAAAAAAAAUUGGAUGUUGGGGAAAGAUAAUUAUUAUGUGUUCCAUGUAGAAGGAGAAAAAGAUACAAUACAACCGUUGCGUGCUGAAGAAAUAGUUAGUUAUACUUGUCAGUAUACUAAAGAUUUAGAUAUCAUUGUAUGAUCAUUUUACCUUUUU